Messenger RNA from Hibiscus syriacus, 2082 nucleotides. Its product is annotated as protein REDUCED WALL ACETYLATION 2-like. Gene Ontology annotation, biological process: plant-type secondary cell wall biogenesis; xylan biosynthetic process; xyloglucan metabolic process. The coding region runs from base 167 to 1798 and encodes 543 amino acids. Gene Ontology annotation, molecular function: acetyltransferase activity. Gene Ontology annotation, cellular component: Golgi apparatus. The transcript is spliced from 16 exons. NCBI's taxonomy places the organism in Eukaryota, Viridiplantae, Streptophyta, Magnoliopsida, Malvales, Malvaceae. The record is from RefSeq and is a predicted model, not a curated record.
GUUCUUCGCUUCCUCGUCUUAUCAUUCCCUCUUCAAAACAACCAGGUUUCUAUCAGAUCUGCAAUCUUUUCUUUUAUUAAAUCGAUUCUUCACCCUCAAAUGCACCUUCUUUUGGCAGCGUGACUUCACUUGUCAUAUUUUUCUCUUUUACUGAAAAUUCCAAAUCAUGGCGAUCGUCGGCCCCAUCACUCCCGGUCAGGUUUCGUUUUUUCUCGGCAUAUUUCCGGUGAUUUCAGCUUGGAUCUACGCGGAAUAUUUACAAUACAAGAAAAAUACAUCCGCAUCCAAAGCUAGGCACUCCGAUGUGAAUUUAGUCGAAAUCGGAAAUGGUGCCGUUAAGGAGGAAGACAGAGCGAUUUUAUUGGAAGGCGGGGGUCUUCAAUCCGGUUCUCCUAAAGCGCGGUCUUCAACAUCUUCCUUUUCGCCAAUUCUCAAGUUUCUUAUGAUGGACGAGACUUUCUUGGUUGAGAAUCGGUUGACGCUUCGAGCUAUAUCUGAAUUGGGUGUCCUUUUGGUAUACUAUUACCUAUGCGAUCGCACUGAUGUGUUUGCCUCUUCGCAAAAGAAUUACAAUCGGGAUCUUUUCUUGUUCCUCUACUUUCUUCUCAUCAUAGUUUCCGCAAUAACUUCAUUCAAGAUACACCAUGAUAAGUCACCAUUUUCAGGGAAAUCUAUACUUUAUUUGAACAGACAUCAAACUGAGGAGUGGAAAGGUUGGAUGCAGGUACUAUUUUUGAUGUACCAUUACUUUGCAGCUACAGAGAUUUAUAAUGCUAUCCGACUUUUCAUUGCUGCUUAUGUGUGGAUGACUGGAUUCGGAAAUUUCUCAUAUUAUUAUGUGCGCAAAGAUUUCAGUCUUGCUAGGUUUGCACAGAUGAUGUGGCGGCUCAAUUUCUUGGUAUUCUUUUGCUGUGUCAUCCUCAAUAAUAGUUACAUGUUGUACUAUAUAUGCCCCAUGCAUACUCUAUUCACCCUUAUGGUUUAUGGGGCACUUGGUAUUCUGAACAAGUACAAUGAGAAAGGAUCAGUCAUUGCUAUAAAAAUCAUUGCCUGCUUCUUGGUAGUUAUCCUAGUCUGGGAAGUGCCUGGAGUGUUUGAAGUCCUCUGGAGCCCAUUUACCUUUUUCCUUGGAUAUACUGAUCCCUCAAAGCCUAAUCUUCCUCGCAUGCAUGAGUGGCAUUUCCGCUCAGGCCUUGAUCGUUACAUUUGGAUUAUUGGAAUGAUAUAUGCUUAUUACCAUCCAGCUGUUGAACGGUGGUUGGAAAAACUCGAGGAAACAGAGGUGAAGAGGAGAGUAUCCAUCAAAGUAGCAGUGUCGAUAAUCGCCCUUACGGUUGGAUUUCUCUGGUUCGAGCACAUUUACAAGCUCGACAAGAUCACUUACAAUAAGUACCAUCCUUAUACGUCAUGGAUCCCAAUAACUGUUUAUAUAUGUUUAAGAAAUGUUACCCAGUCCUUCAGAAGCUACAGUUUAACCCUUUUUGCUUGGCUUGGAAAGAUUACACUGGAGACCUAUAUCUCACAGAUCCACAUCUGGCUAAGAUCCGGGGUUCCAGAUGGUCAGCCUAAGCUGCUGCUUUCUCUGAUCCCAGACUUCCCGAUGUUGAAUUUCAUGCUUACUACUUCCAUAUACCUUGCAAUAUCUUACAGACUCUUUGAUUUAACAAAUAUACUGAAGUCAGCUUUUGUGCCAACCAAAGACAACAAGCGCCUCAUCCACAACUUAAUUACUGGUGUUGUAAUCUCCAGCAUAUUAUACUCGCUAUCUUUCAUGUUCCUCAGAAUCCCUCGGAUGUAGGUGUGAUGAUUACAAGUAUAGAAAUACUAGAAAGCUGUCACGACAACCUUGUUCAUCACUGUGCCAUUGGAAGUGUAAUACCUUAGCAAUAGAAACUUAAAAUUGCAGAACUCAAUUGGAGGAGUCCUCGUUUUAUCGAUCAGAUGCUGGGGAAUCUUGGAAUAUGCGAGUAAGGGGAGGAUCUAAAUUCAGUAUAGAGCCUCUAAUUUGAGGUUUGUUAGUUUUGUUCUUUCUGAUUGUUUUCCGUAGAACACUACAAUAUAGUAACUUAAUUCAUUACCAUG